Coregonus clupeaformis (lake whitefish) is the source of this 2056-nucleotide messenger RNA. RefSeq lists its product as uncharacterized. The transcript is spliced from 14 exons. Bases 272 to 1438 code for a protein of 388 amino acids. NCBI's taxonomy places the organism in Eukaryota, Metazoa, Chordata, Actinopteri, Salmoniformes, Salmonidae. The record is from RefSeq and is a predicted model, not a curated record.
UUAGAUUUCGAGAAAAUUAACAACUAAGGAAGAAUUUUUCACUUCUCUCAUUGACUUCUCAAACCUCAAUCCUCGGCUUGGUUUACUUAGUCUGCUUAGCAAGCGUUCUCGUGAUGUUGCGUCUCUGGGUUUAGAAACUGUAGUUAUACAGUAACUUAUAACUCCUCCUGUUUUCUUACAGGAACAUACUGAAGCAGGAACAAGAAAAGUGAAACCUUUUUUACUAAACCAGCAAGCAAGAAGGCAGCUCUAAACAGACUACAGACUAAAAAUGUAUCUAUUCAGCCUGUUUGGAUUUUUGUUGCUCCCGUUUCAAGCUUGCUUAGCAUGCUCUCCCAUCAAGAAAAUUGACAGGUUCUGUGAAGAUUUGAAGACGGGAGAUGAAUAUGUGUACCAAUAUGAAACUCCGGCUGGAUCUGAAAUUGAGGUGUACUCCAACAAUACUUCAAUAGCCUACCGUGGAUUGAACAAGCCUUUUGAGGCUAAUGUUUCUGAUAAAGUGAUAAGAGUGAACAACAGUGCUAUCAUCCUCUCUGAAUGCCUGAAUCUGACAUUCAAAUUCUUUCAUGUUCCCCAGGGCAUGUUUGAGGAGUGCCAUUUGCAUUACAUUGUUGCAGAGAGGUUGCAUGAGCCUGUGACAACUCCACUUUUCAAUCCGACUGACAAUCUGACUGACACCUCCGGUGACACAUCAGGAAAUGGAGACAAGGCCAAAGCCACUAGCAACACAAAGAAAAUCACUGCUGGUGUUAGCUUGACUCUGCUGCUGGGCAUUGCUGGUUUCUUAUUGUAUAGAUAUGGCUACAUUCCUUGGAGAGACAAACAGCCGCUUGCUCUUGCACAGCUAGUUCGGCUGGAUCGGGACUACCUUAACACCAACUGGGAAAACCAGAGGGACAACGGAGAUCCUGAUGAUCCAGCUGCUGAGGAUGCUGAGUCUCUCCGAUCUGUGCUUGUCGUUGGCAGGGACAAUGGGGAUGGGGUGGAAGAGGAGAGGGACCCAACACACGGUCAGGAGACACAUGUUGAGUCCUCUCUACUGAAUGGGCAUCUUGUGAACAGUCAAGGCGAGAGGAUCGUGCAGCCAAUGGGCAGUGAGGGAACAGACACUGCAUUCUCUCAGAAGAGACAUGCUGGAUUUACUCUGGUGAAUGGAAACCAUAAGGCCAGGGUUAACGGCCAGACUGAUGACACACAACUUCUGGGUCAACCUCAGAGCAAUGGACGCGUGACAUAUAGAAGGGUUAACGACGAGACUAAGGAACUGACUCCUGAUGCACAGAGUCCAGGACCUCCUCAGAUGAAUGGAGGAGGACCUCUGCUGUCUGACAGGGUUGGAGAACAGCCCUGUGGGUCAGCAGAUGAAGAAAACUGCUCUGGUGAACAAGCAGGACCAGGACUGGUCAACAAUGGCGUGAAGCCAGUUGAAAAUGUAUAAUAUAUAUAUAUAUUAGAACAUAUAACAUGAAACUAAGUCUAAAUAUAAUAAAAUAUAACAUAAUAUACACUGUAAUAUAAAACAGUAUAAGAUAAUAGGACAUUAUAUAAUAUCGUAACACUUACUUGAAGCUGCUUCUUGUAUAGUGUUGUAUAUUCUUAUGAAUGCAUUCUUAACAACAUGAAUGAUGCAUUAAUGCAUUCACAGGACAUAACUGUAUACUAAAAUGUAAGUAUAAUACUGCGCUGGUAAGCUGCUAGCUUUGGGGUUGCCCCCAGCUGUAGUUACUAUUAUUCAGAGUGCCCAUGCUAAACUGUGGUUCAAAUCCAUUGCUUUUAGUUAGUUUAGUUGUUUCAGUAAACUAGCACUUCUUAGAGACAAAGUUAUUCUGAAGUGUAAGUCAGGUUUUUAUGUAACAAUUGUUAAUCCCUUUUUUUUGUGUGAUAUAUUUGUUUGCUUUUAUUUUAUUGCUUUUUGAUUGAAUUAGUAUUACUAAUGCUUCAAUGACCAUUCAUUAUUUUACCCUCCCGUAUAGAGGGAUAUUCUGUUAGUGACUAAAACAUUUUCCAUUAUUUGUAUCCAAAAUAUAUGCAAUUAAAAAAUAUAUAUUCCUUCUCA